Molecule: messenger RNA, 904 nt
Organism: Caretta caretta (loggerhead turtle)
Lineage: Eukaryota; Metazoa; Chordata; Testudines; Cheloniidae
Source: RefSeq, a predicted model, not a curated record
AAGCGGCUGGGCUGGGCUCGCCCCCAGGGUCGGCGGCGUGGUCCGGUGUAGCUGGUGUGCGAGCGCGGUAUGGCGGCGGCGGCGGCGGCGGCUGGGCCCUCGGCCUCGCUCCUUUCCCUGGACCCGCAGCGGCAGCGCGAGUUCCAGGACAAGGUGUUGCGCGUCCGCUCCGGCAGGGGGGCCAAGCAUGAGAAGCUGACUCCUGGAGUAAUUUAUUUAGGGCAUAUCCCUAGGGGCCUUUAUGAGCCACAAAUCCAGGAGUACUUCAGCCAGUUUGGAACAGUCACCCGACUUCGGCUUUCAAGAAGUAAAAAGACUGGAGACAGCAAAGGCUAUGGAUUUGUAGAGUUUGAAUCCGAUGAAGUUGCUAAGAUUGUUGCAGAUACCAUGAACAACUACCUGUUCUGUGAAAGACUCCUAAAGUGUGAAUUUAUGCCACCUGAAAAGGUCCAUGAAAACCUCUUCAGAGGCAGUCAUAAGACAUUUAGGAAGCCAUCGCAUCCGGCAGUCAAGCGGUAUAACAAGAAACGAACACCCCAAGAGAAGAGAGUGAUGACAGAGAGACUACUAAAAAAUGAGAAACGGUUACGAAAGAGGCUGGCUGAGAAAGGAAUAGACUAUGACUUCCCUGGAUUUGCCGCACAGAUGCCUCAAAAGAAAAAAAAUGUUUCAAAUUCAAACUCGAACCUGGACAUAUCUCUGAACAGCCAGGACCCCACCCCAGUGUGUACGCCCACAGCCCUUGAGCGUCGGAAAUUGCAACCAGCAGAAGCUGAUGAAGAUGAAAUAACCAUCAAACUGCCUCCAACAAGCGUAAAGAGCACCGCUCAAAAGACCAAGAAGACAGCGAAGCUGCAGAAAAAAAUUAACCCAAAGAAACGGAAAUAAACAAAGCUGAAACCUC